GUCACCGAUUCUGACCAAUAAGGAAACACAAACACGUCUGAGCUCCGCCUCCUUUGUUAUUCAACAUGGCAGUGUCUCGAUUACCAACAGCAGCUCUCAGUCUCAAACAGUUUCUGCAGAGACAGAAGGUCCUGGGGGUUUACAGAGACCUGCUCCGAUCCAUCCGGAAAAUACCGACCGAGUCUGACCGCAGAUACCUGAGAGACUGGGCCAGAGAAGAGUUCAAGAGGAACAAGACUGAAACAGACCAGGAUGUGAUCCGCAUGAUGCUCACUCAAGCGCACAAUCAUCUGGAGGAUUUGAGAAGAUCUCUGGCGCUGGCUGGAUGCUAGAACCAGGCAGAAAUAACAAUUCUGUCAUCAGUCACCCAUCCUCAUGUCAUUUCAGACACUAAACUUUCAUUCAUUCAACUUCAAGUGAAGAUGUUUUAUAAUAAUCUUCUUUUGGCUCUCCAUUACAAGUCCUAACCAAAAUGACCUCUAAAUGAAUCAAGUGUUUCAAUCCAAGUCUUCUGAAGAGACCACUUUAUAUGAUGAACAGAUUUAAUUUUGGCUUUCGUUUGCAAGUAAACCUUGAUCAACUCGCAUACAUACAGGGCUUAAAAUAUGGUAAACAAACAAAAACUAAUGUCCCUUUUUUAUAUUAGAACAAAUCUCACUGGUUGAAGAUGUGUAUGUGUUGAUCAAUGUUUAUUUGUGAAUAAAAGCCUAAACUAAAUAUUUUAAAAUCUGAAUAUAAAGGCAUUGUGUCUCUGGAAAACGGUGUCUUGUCUGUAUUAAUGUGGCAGUGUUAUGGGAGAUUGGAUUUUAAAUUGAGGGACAGAAAUCCACUGGUUUCAUUAAAAUGUCUUCAUUUGUGUUUUUGAAGAUGAACUAAAGUCUUCUGGGCUUGGAAUGACAUGAGACAUAAAAAAAUACUCUGUAAUGUGAAAGUAAAUCUGACAUUUUAAUGUGUAUAUAUAUUUAUAAUGCACGACUGCUCAUUCUUUUACUUUGCCAAAUAUUAAUAAAAGCCAAAUAUAUUCA
Molecule: messenger RNA, 1025 nt
Organism: Carassius auratus (goldfish)
Lineage: Eukaryota; Metazoa; Chordata; Actinopteri; Cypriniformes; Cyprinidae
Gene: lyrm2
Product: LYR motif containing 2
Exons: 3
Coding region: 66-332 (88 amino acids)
Cellular component (GO): mitochondrion
Source: RefSeq, a predicted model, not a curated record